AUGGGUUCAUUCACCGGCUAUGUUAUCAUCUACGUUCUCGGCGGCGUUACUUUUCUCCCUCUCAUCGUCGCCCUACUAUUUCUUCAUGCAUAUCUCACACUCAAGCCGCCCGUGAGACACGACGAGUCAUCAUCUUCAGCUUCCUGUGCGGCUACGACUGGUUCGGUAUCUAAUCAGCAAUCCGGAAACAACAACACAAGCGAUAACAACGGUAAUAGCAUUCACGAUGAGAAUAAUAGAUCACUCGCGAGAAGAUCGAGUCUCUUACGACCAAACGAUGACCAAUUCAGCCUCAAAAGCGGCACCGACGUCCUCGCCGAAAAGUUUCACCGUGCCCACGAAUCCGAUGUUGCUGCGGCGGGCUAUUUUGCGGUUUGUCGUGAAUAUGUUCCCGGAGGCGUAAAUGGGAAACCACCCGAGAGAACAACGCCGGCUGGCGAGGUGGUGGGGACAGAGAACCAGAGUCCUAGUGUUUACCAGAGCAUGUAUCGGAGUAUCUUUGAGCGGAAGACGGCUUCUGCGAGUAUUGAGCCGGGGAAUCAUAAUAAUGGAGGCCGGAAUUUUAGGAAGGCGAGAAACGUGUUUUAUAUUGUUCUUAGACAUGGCCAUUUGAUGCUGUACGACGACGAACAACAGAUUGAAGUCCGACAUGUCAUUUCCCUUGCUCAUCAUGAUGUUACGAUAUACGGCGGCGGAGAGGAUAUUCCUGAAGGCGAACUAUAUGCAAAACGCAAUGCCAUCUGUCUGAGUCGAAGGGAGGAUUCGAUUGCCGAUCUGCGAGGACUGACUCCGCCGUUCUAUCUGUUUUGCCAGAGCCAAUCCGCCAAGGAGGACUUUUACCAUGCAUUAUUGAAGACCCAGGAAAAGAUUCCCAAUUCACCCAAUUCUCCGCCGUCACCGCAACUCUACGACCCCAAGGAUAUCGUUAAGUUGGUGCAGGAUCUUCAUGCUUCCGAAGACCAUCUACAGACUCGAUGGAUUAAUGCAUUAAUUGGAAGGUGGUUCCUUGCCAUGUACAAGACUCCAGAGAUGUAUGAAUUUGUGCAAACAAAGAUUACGAAGAAGAUCUCACGAGUUCCGAAACCGAACUUCAUAUCCAACAUUGCACUACGGAAAAUCGACAUGGGCCAGGGUGCACCCUCGAUCACUAACCCACGACUAAAAGAUUUGACCGUCGACGGAGACUGUACCGUAGAGACCGAUGUGAGCUACAGCGGCAACUUUCGCAUCGAAAUCUCAGCAACCGCUCGUAUCGAACUAGGUCCUCGGAUCAAAGCUAGAUCGGUUGAUCUGGUUCUCGCAGUGGUACUAAAAAGAUUGACUGGUCAUAUGCUAAUACGCUUCAAACCGUCACCAAGCAAUCGAGUUUGGUUUUGCUUCGCUACGAAACCUGACAUGACCAUGUCCAUCGAACCGGUUGUUAGCACCAGACAAAUCACGUACGGCAUUAUCCUCCGAGGGAUUGAAAGUCGGAUCCGUGAAGUGGUCGAGGAGACGUUGGUGUAUCCUUACUGGGACGAUGUUCCUUUCUUGGAUACGGCGUCAUUCGCGUUCCGGGGUGGUGUCUGGCAACGAGAUAUACCGAAGUAUCAGGAUGGAGUUGAGAUUCCCGAUGAGUCGGAAGCGCGUACGGAAUCUGAAGAGACAGCAGAUGCGAUUCCGGUCGAUGCGCUAAAGACAAAGGAUGAGCGUAGCUGGAGUACGCCUGAUUUUGCCAAAUCGAAUCCUCCGUCUCUUAGAUCUAGUAAGAGUUUCAAGUCUAUGACCGUCGACUCUCCGAUUGAUGAAGGUGCUACUUCUUCGUCUGUGGAUAAACGGAGCAACACAUCGCCAUUAGAGACCAUUCGAACACGGACGUUUUCAAACGUUGCGGAACCUGUUGUUACAGCCGACCAUGGGAAAGCGGAGAAAACAGAGGGCGACUCUCCCAAGGCUCACAGACGGAAUAGAUCGAAACGAGAUGCGACAUCUUCAAUGAUGGAGAUUAAAACCCGCUCACACUCAAAUUCGGUGUCAAGUACGCCGUAUGGAUCACCACCAGAAGGAAGUAUUUUGGAAAACGCUGCAUCCAGUGACUCAGCAGAUACAAUGUUCAACGAUGUAUUAUUAAAUCACGAACGUGGAAAAUCACAACGGCCGAGCUCCUCCAAUUCCGACGCUAUGGCUAGUAACGUUUCUUUGACUUCUUCCACCACUGCCAGCGACGGAAAUAACUUCAAAGGCAAAUUCGAGAGCAACAACCGGUCAUUUACCUCGAUAUCAUCUGACAAACGAUCUACAACCAUCGCCGCCAUUGGAACAGCUACUGCAGCAGCAAAGAAAUGGGGAUGGAAUGUCUUGAACAAGUCCGACCAGCGAAGACAACCAGGAGACGCAAGUUUCAAACCUGGCACACCAGAACAUCCCAUCGGACGCGGCAGACCACUUCCUCCUCCAGGAACACCGCUACCACCUCCAGAGCGUAACGGAUUCAUGUCGAAUUCGAUUAGUAUGCCGCGAAGGAAACCCGUCCCACCAGCUCCAGGUCAAUCGUCAGAAGAGAAGAAGGAGGAUAAACGGCCUGUACCGUCGCCACCUCUACCGAAACGAAAGACUGUACCUUUGAGAGAUACCAAUAACGUCAUUUUCACUGACGAGAUACUUGUCGUCGAAGCGCCUCCAGAUUCGGAACCGAAUAGUCCUGCAGUAGCUGUUGCGCCGCCACUGCCGCCGAAUAUGUCGACGAAUCUUGUAUCCGAUGUGACUCUAUCAUCUUCGAAGCCAGAAGAGACUGCCCCAGUUGAUAUUCAAAGGAAGACGAGUGAUAACCACAUUGAUGAAGACGAUGAUACUCCGUGGGACUCGGGAUUUGAGCAGAUAUCCGGGUCUUCAGAGGAUAUUGAUACUUCAUCGACAGCAUCCAAGGCCAAGACUAAACCCGCCUCCUCUCCUCUUGUUGAAGCAGAGACCACAGCCAAACACAACACCGGUUGGACGCCAUCGCAGGAGGACCUUCUCUUAUAACCGAUAACCACGUCGUACACAUGCUAUACUUUACUAUAUCUUUUCUUUAGCAUUCAUCGAAAUUCAGGCACUGCAGAUCCGGCCAUCUGCAAGCGGGCGUUUUGGGUGGGAGGAAGAGAUCCGGCGGCGUUUGUAUGCUUAUUUAUCUUC
Messenger RNA from Talaromyces stipitatus ATCC 10500, 3153 nucleotides. RefSeq lists its product as uncharacterized. The transcript is spliced from 2 exons. Gene Ontology annotation, cellular component: endoplasmic reticulum; ERMES complex. Gene Ontology annotation, biological process: phospholipid transport. Gene Ontology annotation, molecular function: lipid binding. Bases 1 to 3003 code for a protein of 1000 amino acids. NCBI's taxonomy places the organism in Eukaryota, Fungi, Ascomycota, Eurotiomycetes, Eurotiales, Trichocomaceae. The record is from RefSeq and is a predicted model, not a curated record.